Molecule: messenger RNA, 693 nt
Organism: Phaeodactylum tricornutum CCAP 1055/1
Lineage: Eukaryota; Bacillariophyta; Bacillariophyceae; Surirellales; Neidiaceae
Exons: 2
Cellular component (GO): proteasome core complex
Source: RefSeq, a predicted model, not a curated record
AUGACCUUUGCGGCAGCUGCCGACUUUGAGCCCUACCAACUCAAUGGUGGUCUCGUUGCCGCCGUUGCCGGACGCGAUUUUGUGGUACUAUCAACCGACACACGACUCAUGGGACCCAGUGGAUACGAUAUAUUGGAACGCAACCAUGUCAAAAUCGAAACCACCAAUUCUGGCGAACUAAUUGUCCAUGCAUCUACAAAACUUGUCUACGCGCCCACUUUCGUUGGAUCAUCAGGGUGUAACGCGGACUGUGAAAUGUUGAAACGAACCGUACGCGCUGAUACAAGGGCUGCUUUUUACCAUGGAGAAUCUGAUAUUCAAACCGCUGCCGUGGCCACGCUUUUGGGACAAAUGCUGUACAGCCGACGCGGUUUUCCGUUUUACAGCUUUUGUGUCGUCGGAGGGAUGGAGAACGGAGCUGGAAAAGUUUAUGUCUAUGAUGCGAUUGGAUCCUACGAGCAAGUCGGUGUAGCAACGUCAGGAACAGGUCGAGAGCUCCUACAGCCUAUACUCGAUCGUUCCUUUCGCUCGCGGGAGGUGUUUCGAUCCACCAUUGAAUCUGAGUUGCCGAAACAAGUCAUGCUCCCAGUUGCGCCGAGGCAAGUAGAUUGUUCGAAGGACGAAGCGAUUUCAAAACUCGUCGAUGGCUAUCGAUCCGUUUCUGAACGAGAUAUUGGUGUUGGCGAUCGAGUU